AUGUCGAGGAAUAAUUCUGCAUACCAGCCCAACCACUAUAGCACUGGUCAACAACCUCAAUACAAUCAAUACCAGCAAUCACAAGGCUACCACCAACAAUCUCAUCAUCAAAACUCCACCUAUCAACCGCAAGGACAAACAUACCAGCAAAACCCAUACACGCAAUCUCAUUCCACACAGCCCGGAAGCCAAUAUGUCACCUACCAAAAUUCCCCCUACAGCAAUAGUCAACAUCAGCAAGCCACCUAUCAAAACACAGCAACUACAUGGGCUCCGCAAUACCAGCAGCAACAACCUCUUACACAGCAAUCACUUCGAAGUUUGCCCGCACCUGGGAGAAAUAAUGUGAAUGUGUAUUUGAGAGAUGACCAGAAUUUUGAGAGAGUACCUCAAAAUUUAGAGACGAGACGUGAUGUUGGGCUUGCGGAAUGGGAGAGAAGAUGGGAUGCAGCUGGAAGGAGAUAG
Molecule: messenger RNA, 465 nt
Organism: Sclerotinia sclerotiorum 1980 UF-70
Lineage: Eukaryota; Fungi; Ascomycota; Leotiomycetes; Helotiales; Sclerotiniaceae
Exons: 2
Coding region: 1-465 (154 amino acids)
Source: RefSeq, a predicted model, not a curated record